UAAGCGCAUACGCACUGAUCAGUCUCUGGAACACAGUUAACAACUGAAAAGCAUCGCGAACCUUUUUACACAGUAAAACCUUCUUCUUCUCCUUUUCAGUUUGUUAUUAUCUAAUUGUUUUCAAUUAUAAUCAACAAUCAUGGGUAGCGAUAAGAAAGAUGCAAAAACGAAACGAAAAGAGAGGAAAAAGGAAUUGGAUGACCUCAAACAAGAGGUGGCCAUGGAUGAGCACAAAAUACCUUUGGAGGAAUUAUAUUCUCGGUUAAAGACUAAUAGUGAAACCGGAUUAACUCUUGCUCAGGCAAAAACAGUUUUAGCACGUGAUGGACCCAAUGCCCUAACUCCUCCACCUACUACACCUGAAUGGGUUAAGUUCUGCAAACAACUAUUCGGUGGCUUCGCUCUAUUACUUUGGAUCGGUGCCAUCUUAUGUUUUUUGGCUUACUCAAUUCAAGCUACUAGCUUUGAAGAUCCAUCUCCUGAUAAUCUUUAUCUUGGUGUUGUAUUAGCUGUUGUCGUCAUUGUGACUGGAUGUUUCUCAUAUUACCAAGAAGCCAAAAGUUCUGCUAUUAUGGAAUCUUUCAAAUCUAUGGUUCCUCAAUAUGCUACCGUUAUUCGUGAAGGAAAGAAAAACACUAUCCCUGCCGAAGAGGUUGUUGCUGGUGACCUGGUUGAGGUUAAAGGUGGUGAUCGAGUUCCAGCAGACAUGAGAGUUAUCAAAUCUCAUGGCUGUAAGGUCGAUAAUUCAUCACUAACUGGAGAAUCAGAACCUCAGACUCGAAGCCCAGAAUUAACUAAUGAAAAUCCUUUAGAAACUCGUAAUAUCGCCUUUUUCUCAACAAAUUGUGUGGAAGGAACUGCUCAGGGUAUCGUAGUUAACACUGGUGAUCGAACAGUAAUGGGUCGUAUUGCUAACUUAGCUUCUGGUUUGGAGAUGGGACAAACUCCUAUUGCCAAGGAAAUUGAACAUUUCAUUCACAUUAUUACUGGUGUUGCCGUUUUCCUUGGAGUUUCUUUCUUCGUUAUCGCUUUAUUGCUAGAUUAUAAUUGGCUUGAUGCUGUCAUUUUCUUAAUUGGUAUUAUUGUAGCAAAUGUGCCAGAAGGUUUGUUGGCUACUGUAACAGUAUGUUUGACACUCACUGCCAAACGUAUGGCUUCCAAGAACUGUUUAGUCAAAAAUCUUGAAGCCGUGGAAACUUUAGGUUCAACUUCAACAAUUUGCUCUGACAAAACUGGUACACUCACCCAAAAUCGUAUGACUGUUGCUCACAUGUGGUUUGAUAACCAUAUCAUAGAGGCCGAUACAACAGAAGAUCAAUCAGGUGUCCAAUACGACAAGAGCUCAGUAGGAUGGAAGGCAUUGGCUAGAGUAUGUAUGUUGUGCAGUCGAGCCGAGUUCAAACCAAAUCAAGAGAAUGCUCCAAUCCUCAAAAGGGAUACUACUGGUGACGCUUCAGAAUCUGCCAUUCUUAAAUGUAUGGAGCUUGCUCACGGAAAUGUUGCUGGUUACCGACAAAAGAAUCCUAAAAUUUGUGAAAUUCCAUUCAAUUCCACCAACAAAUACCAUGUUACCAUUCAUGAAACUGAUGAUCCAAAUGAUCCUAGUUACUUACUGCUUAUGAAGGGAGCUCCAGAACGUAUUCUUGAUCGCUGUUCAUCAAUUUUCAUUAAUGGACAAGAUCGACCCUUGGAUGAAGAAAUGAAAGAAGCUUUCAACUGUGCUUACCUUGAAUUAGGUGGUUUAGGUGAACGUGUAAUUGGUUUUUGUGAUCUCAAAUUACCUGCCGAUAAAUAUCCUCCUGGUUAUCCAUUUGAUGCUGAUGAAGGUAACUUUCCUCUUGAUGGACUUCGCUUCUUAGGCCUUGUUUCUAUGAUUGAUCCUCCUCGUGCUGCUGUACCCGAUGCUGUAGCAAAAUGCAGAUCAGCUGGUAUCAAAGUCAUCAUGGUAACAGGUGAUCAUCCUAUUACUGCUAAAGCUAUUGCCAAGGCUGUUGGUAUUAUCUCAGAAGGUAAUGAAACAGUUGAAGAUAUUGCUCAACGUCUGAAUAUUCCUGUUGAAGAGGUUAAUCCAAGAGAUGCUAAGGCUGCUGUUAUUCAUGGAGGUGAACUCAGAGAUAUGGAGGUUGAUGUAUUGGAUGAUAUCUUGAAAUACCACACAGAAAUAGUAUUUGCUCGAACCUCUCCACAACAGAAGCUGAUUAUUGUUGAAGGAUGUCAACGUCAAGGUGCUAUUGUGGCUGUAACCGGUGACGGAGUCAAUGAUUCUCCUGCACUUAAAAAAGCAGAUAUCGGAGUUGCAAUGGGAAUUGCUGGAUCAGAUGUAUCCAAGCAAGCUGCUGACAUGAUACUGUUGGAUGAUAAUUUUGCAUCCAUCGUAACUGGAGUUGAAGAAGGAAGAUUGAUUUUCGAUAAUUUGAAAAAAUCCAUUGCUUACACUCUAACUAGUAACAUACCUGAAAUUUCACCUUUCCUGUUCUUUAUCAUUUUCAAUGUUCCCUUACCACUUGGCACUGUCACCAUCCUUUGUAUUGAUCUUGGUACUGAUAUGGUUCCUGCCAUUUCACUAGCUUAUGAGCAAGCUGAAAGUGAUAUCAUGAAACGUCAACCACGAAAUCCCAAAAAAGAUAAAUUGGUGAACGAGCGUUUAAUUUCAAUGGCCUAUGGUCAAAUUGGUUUUAUCCAAGCUGCUGCCGGUUUCUUUACUUAUUUUGUUAUUAUGGCAGAAAAUGGUUUUCUUCCAUCUUUCCUUUUUGGCCUUCGAAAUGAUUGGGAUUCAAAGGCAAUUAAUGAUCUACAAGAUUCUUACGGACAAGAAUGGACUUAUAAAAAUCGUAAAGUAUUAGAGUUUACUUGCCAUACUGCAUUUUUCAUUGCCAUUGUCAUUGUCCAAUGGGCUGAUCUCAUCGUAUGUAAAACCAGAAGAAACUCAUUGGUCCAUCAAGGAAUGAAGAAUCACGCACUUAACUUUGGAUUGCUUUUCGAAACUCUCUUGGCUGCUUUCCUUUCUUACACUCCUGGAAUGUCGGUUGUACUUAAAUUGUAUCCAAUUAAGCUAUCAUGGUGGUUCCCAGCAAUGCCAUUUUCAUUACUAAUCUUCAUUUAUGAUGAAGCUCGUCGUUUUAUCAUUAGACGCAAUCCAGGCGGUUGGGUUGAAAUAGAGACUUAUUACUAAAAAAAUGAAUGCUGCUAGGAGUUUCUAAAUAUCCAUCAAAGCUCUUUUCUCAACUCUUCCUCUUUCUAGCCUCAUGACAUCUUUCACCUUCAAAAUCACGCUUUUCACUCCCACUUUUACAAAUCAAACCAAAGCCUGAUUACCUUCUCAUCUAAUUCUCAUGUUUCUUUCAAUUUUAAGUUACUUAAUUUGACUCGUCUUUUCAUCAAAAUAAGAAAUUAGUUUAAAAGUAUAAAUAUUUAAAUAUAAUUAAUCGAUCUAUCGAUUGAUUAAUUUUUAACUAUGAUACAGAUUGAUAAUCUGUUUUAAUUAAGCAAAGAUGAAAGAGAUUGUUAAGAAAGCAAAAACAACAGAAAGCCACCAAAGAUUUCUUCAAAUUUUAUUUAUUUAUUUAUUUAUUUUGUCUAUUUUUAGUUCAAAUUCAAAUCAUUUUGUUCCAUUGUUUUUAUUAUUGUUUUUAUUAAUGUUACAUUAUAUUAUAUCAUAUUGUUUCUUUUUCCUGUUUUUACCAUUACCAUAAUCAACCGACUCUUAAUCAACGAAUCCUCAUAACCAAAAAAUUCCUAGUUUACUCAUCUCUGUGCCGUGCAUAAUCAAUCUCUUUGAUCCAACUUUUAAUUUCGUAUCUGAUUAAAUUAACUUUUGGUGCAAGCCUAAAGCUUUAUGAUCAAGUCACUAAAAACAUUGAAACAUUUAUUAAAGGAUCAAUGAAACCAACAUUCCAUCACCAAAGCUCACACAUUCAGGAACCAGAGUAAAAGGAUAAAUCAAAGAUGGUACGAGAUUAAAGGAAAAAAUGGAGUGAUGCAAAGCAAAUUAAUUAGGUUAAACUAGAAUGGAUUAAAUGAUGAAAAUGCUGAGCACAAUGUAACAAGUCUUCAAGCUACAUUCUCAAUCAUCCAGUGGAAACAAAAGAGUCAAUCAAAUGCAACCAUUAACAUCACACUAAUCAUGGCAAAUAAUCAAGGCAAAGCAACAUUCUCAUUCAUUUUUAAUCGUAAUUCCUUAACCCAUUCCUGCUCUUUUCAAUUUCACUUCUAAAAAAAGAUUUAAGUAAAAAAAUCUGACAAAAAAACUAGGAUUUAUAAAUUUUUGUCCGCUCAUAGCUGAUUUAGAGAAGAAACAAACAAUUUCAUUAAUAAAAAAGAAGGAAAUACAACAAACGAUUCAAUCGAUUCAGUUUUAACACCAAAAACAGUGAAACAUUGACCAAACAUCAUUAAAGCUUGAAUAAACCAGAAAAGCAGCUAAACCAACCUUGACCCAAUGAACAUUUCUUAAUGCGAUUCCUUUGGAUUGAACCACCAGUUAAACAAGGAAAGCUUGAUCAUUAAACUGUUUGAUUAAACCAGGAUUAGCCGAUUGAAAGUGACAAAAUUAAAGUUGAACCCUUCAACCAAACAAUUGACAAAA
Molecule: messenger RNA, 4585 nt
Organism: Tetranychus urticae (two-spotted spider mite)
Lineage: Eukaryota; Metazoa; Arthropoda; Arachnida; Trombidiformes; Tetranychidae
Product: sodium/potassium-transporting ATPase subunit alpha
Biological process (GO): sodium ion export across plasma membrane; potassium ion import across plasma membrane; intracellular sodium ion homeostasis
Cellular component (GO): plasma membrane
Molecular function (GO): P-type sodium:potassium-exchanging transporter activity; ATP binding; ATP hydrolysis activity
Source: RefSeq, a predicted model, not a curated record